This is a messenger RNA of Mytilus trossulus (common blue mussel), 8724 nucleotides long. RefSeq names its product protein CASC3-like. NCBI's taxonomy places the organism in Eukaryota, Metazoa, Mollusca, Bivalvia, Mytilida, Mytilidae. Gene Ontology annotation, molecular function: mRNA binding. Gene Ontology annotation, cellular component: exon-exon junction complex. The record is from RefSeq and is a predicted model, not a curated record. Bases 9 to 3260 code for a protein of 1083 amino acids. The transcript is spliced from 12 exons. Gene Ontology annotation, biological process: mRNA processing.
CACAUCUCAUGUGGGAAGUUGAAAAAAAAAUGGCCGACAGGAGGCGAAGGCCUCAUUCAGAAGCCGAAAGUGAUGAAGAAAGUACAGAAACAGGGAGUACCCAGAGUCCUCGUAAACCUCGACAGUCAGAAUGUGAAAGUGAAGGUGAAACGAAAGAAGCUGAUUUAGAGGUAUCCGAUUAUGAGAGUGCUAAUGAGGACAAUGGAGAGGAAGGGGAGGAAGAGGAAGAAGAAGACGAUGAAGAAGAGGAGUCAGAAGAAGAGGAAGAUGACGACGAAGAAGAAGAAGGAGAAGAAUAUGAAGAUGAAGAUGUUAUCAUAGAAGACUAUGAUGAAGUGGGGGAGGAAAGACAAAGUGGGGAUGGAGAGGAGCAACCUGACAAAUCUAAGUUAGAUGAUGAUGAGGACAGAAAGAAUCCUGCUUUUAUUCCACGGCAGGGAGCUUUCUACGAACAUGAUCUCAGGCUGGGAGAAGAUAGUCAGGAGGGUCUAGAAGAAGAUAAGCGUCCAACAGGUCCAAGAAAGAAGUUAUGGCAGGAUGAAGGACGCUGGAACCAUGAUAAGUAUGCUGACUACAUGCAAGCUCCAAAGUCAAGAGAGGAACUAAUCACAAUGUACGGUUAUGACAUCCGUCUGGCAGACAAACCUCCAGAUGCUCCACCCCGUAGAGGAGGAGGGGGAGGGCCCAGAAGACCAAGGGAUGAGAAGCCACAGAUUAGUGACUUUAUUCCGGAAUCCUCUAGGGAUGACAGUUAUUUAGUUGAAAGAAAAAAUGACUAUAAUAGAAAUAGAGAUAGAAACUUCAGAGGCAAAUCUGAAGAAUAUCGUCAACAGGAUGAAGAACGAGGUCCUCCACCAAGUCGGUCGUUUGAAAAUCAGAAUACUGGUAAUGAUAACGAAAAACAUCAGCCUCCAAAAUACGAUGAGUGGAAUAGUCGAUAUGAAGAAAAUCAGUCAUAUAGAUAUAGAUCUCGUGGUGAUUCAAACAAAGACUCAGGCAGAGGAUACAGCAGAAAUUCAGAUUCAGGUAGAGGCUACAAUAGGAAUCGAGACUCAAAUAGAGGCUAUGAAAGGGAAUCAUAUCAGGAUUCUAAUCGUGGUUACGAUAGGCCGCCUCGUAGGGAUUAUGAUAAUCGAGGUUAUGACAGGCCACCUCGUAGAGACUAUGAUAAUCGCAGUCAGAGGUAUGAUAAUCGUGAUAAUCGUGAAUAUCGUAGUGAUCGUGGGAACUAUGAAUACCAAAGAGGGGGGAGAUAUAAUGGUAGAGGAGGUUAUAGAAAUGAUCCUCCUAGACGGGAGUUCACAUAUUCUAGAGGACAGAGAGGUGGAAGGUCAACAAGACCUGAUCGAGGAAGAGGGGCUGCCCCAAGAAGAAGUUUUGAACAAGAAAGGAAAAUCCCUCCACGUUUUCUCAAAAAGAAAGAACAAAGGUUGCAACAACAGUUACAAAAUAAUUACAAUACUGGGGAGUAUGUUGAUCAUGAACAGAUGCAGAAUUAUUAUAAUGACAAUGCUAUGGAAGGGUAUCAGCUUGUGGAAGGUGAUAUAGAAGGCCAGCAUGUUGUUAUUCAAACAGAAACUUAUACACCUGGGGGUGGACAAGAAGAUGUUCAACAACAACCUCAAGAAGAGAAAGCAGAAGAGAAAAAUGAAAAUGUAAUUGUACAGUCAAGUACCAGUGAACGCAAGUCGUAUUCAAAAGAUCGACGCGCAAGAACUGUUGGGAAGACGCGAGUACAGGAUUCUGCUUUAAAUGCUGUACAGGAAGGAAUGGUUAAUCUACAGCUUCAAGAGAGUCAGAAAAGUUCUAAAGCUGGGGACGCACAAGAUAGAGGUGAACAGAAGUCUAAAAGAUCAUCUCAGGGUCAAGCCGAAAAUUACCAAGCAUCCUCUAAACAAGAUGGUGGAAGGUCAAAACGUUACUCAUCACAAAGACAAAGAAAUCCAGAGCAAGCUUCACCUGAUACCGCUCAGUUCUAUCCUCAAGAAGUUCCUAAAGGUUUCCAAAAACAAGAAGUAGCAGUUCCAUUUCCACAGCCCAUCCUAAGACCACCCAUUAAUUAUCCAAUUCCUGUGUCAACUAGUGCUUUACCAAAUGGUCCUCCACAGAGAUUAUUUAGACCUCCACCAGUAUCAAUGACUGGACCAGUGCCCAUUAUACCACCACAGUUUAUCAACACUGGAGUAAUCUAUGGACCACCACAGGGCCCAGGACCAUAUCCAGUUGCUCCUAUUCAGGGAUUCCCAUCACCACCUCCCGUGUCAACAGCUCCUCCACCUCCCAUACCAGGAGUAUCUUCUCCAAAUCAGCUUCAAGAAGUUUAUAGACAUGGAACAACAUACUAUGCUCCCGAGCUGCAAUAUCCUCAGAUUAAAAAGUUUUCUCCUGUAAAACGAACAAAAUCAGCCAUACCAAUAGUCAAUCCAGAGGAAAUUACUGGUAAUGUGUAUGUGGAGGGUGUAGAAGGAGAACAAGAAGUAGGUCAGGAUCAGUUUCAGGUAGAUAACAGAGAUGCCAUGCUCCAAGAAACAAUCGAUAGAGAAUUUGGAUUUGAGGAUCAAACCGAGCCUCCAUCGUUGUACGAAGGUAGUAAAUCAGUUGCUGAACCUGUUUCAGACGAAAGAUUGUUUACAGAUGGACAGACUCCAGAGACAAUAGAACACACUGAUAGUGAUUUAGACUCUUUAUCGUCAAGGUUGACGACCGAUAUCAGUAAUUAUACAAUAGCAUUCAGUACAGAUCAGGAAGUCAUUGAGAAGGAUGAUGAUCAAGAUGAUGAAAGGAACUCUCCUGUUAUGGAGGUUAAGAAUAGUCUGCCUGUUGUUGAGAGCGUUCCAAUUGUAGAACAAAAGGACAGUCUACCAGUUGAUAGGAUAUCUCCUUCUAUUGAAAAGGGAGAUAAUUGCGAUGAUGAAAGAAACUCUCCUGUUUUGGAAGUUAAGAAUAGCAUGCCUGUUGUUGAGAGCUCUCCUGUUGUGGAACAAGCUGACAGUCUAGCAGUUGAUAAUACAUCUCCUGCCUUAGAAGAUAAAAAUAUUCUGUCUGUUGUUGAGAGCUCGCAAGUUGUGAAACAAGAUGACAGUCUGUCAGUUGAUAAGACAUCUCCUGCCAUAGAAGAGAAGAAUGUUGAGAGCUCUCCUGUCGUGGAGGAAAAAAACAGUGUGUUAGUUGAUAAAAGCUCUCCUGUUCCUGAAGAUUCAAAAGAUACUUCACUAGAAGCAGCUGAUGCCUCAAGCUCACCAGAAAUUUCAGUUACAUAGUCUUUCAUAAUUAUUGUUAAGUGUUUUUGCAAUUUGUUUAUGUAUUGUAUGUGAGGUAUCAUGUUGGUAGAGAGUGUUAAAGUUACAAGCAUUAUUAUUUUCUGCAAUUUAAAGCUUGUUUUGAAAUUAUAUGAAUGAUAAGAUACAUGUAAGGCAUGUGUAGUCAUCUUUGAGCAUAGUAUUUUCAUCAUUAUAUAUAUAGAUAUUGUCCAUUUUGUUCGUUUUAUCAGUAAUUAUGUAUAAACUGAUGAGUCUUGGUAAAAGUUAAAACAUUUUAAAUUACUGCAUAAAAUUUUGUGUCCUUUUCUAAGUAGUUUUAAUAUUAAAAUUAUUGGAUAUUGGUUUUUUUUCUCUCUCUCUCUCUCUCUUAUUUUCUUUCUUCUGCAUAUUAUAUCAUGAACCAUAAAGUAUGAAGCUGAAGGACAUUGAGAACACAAAAUUUCAGAAACUUUGCCAAAUAAAGCAAACUUUAGCUAAUCUAUCCUUGGGGUAGAAAAUCCUCAGUUUUUCCAAAGAAUCAAAAGUUUUGUAAAUUACCAUGUAUCUUUGAUGAUUUGUUUUUGGUCAAUUGAUGUCAACAUUAAAUUUUGAUGUAACAGUUUGAAGAACUAAAGAUAAUUUGCAAUUUUGGUAACUGCCAUGUACCUUUUCAAAGUCCGGAAAUUUGUCAAAUUUGUUGUAAUUGUUAAUUAUCUAGUUUUAUUUUUUGUCUUUUAAUGAAUUUGGUGUUAAUUGAAGAUUUGUGUUUGCCUCUGAAAAAUCAUUUUAAAUAUAUUUUACAAUGUUUGUAAGAACUUGUGGUUUGUGUAGUAUUUUCUGUAAUUAUGAUUAGCACAAAGCACUCCAGAUUUUAUGUGGUUCUUAUGAAAAUGAGCUAGUUGAGACUAAUCCCACUUAAGAACUUUUUUCUUAUCUUGUGUUAUUUUGUUCAAUUUAGAGUUUGUCAUUUUGUUUUUUUCUAAAUACAUGAAAUACAACAAUGUACUUGUUUAUUAAGGUGGUACGUAACACUACAAGGAUAUAACUGUAAAAUCAGCUAAAGGUUUUAAUUACGUUGUGUUGUUAAGGGAAUAGUAAGCUUCUCAAUGAUCAAAAUUAUGUUUUAGUGUUUGUCAAACUGCUAUUAUGGCUAUAUACCAGUGUAAUUUUUUCUGAUAAAUUGGUUGGUUCAAAUAUUUUGAAAUUUUAUAUUUUUGUCAAAGGGUCAAAGUAAAUACUUUUUCAAAAUUUUAUGAAAAUUUAUUUUAGUGAAGGUGUUGGGUACCACCUUAAUGAAGUGUGAAUGGUUGCUCAUUGAUAUAUAUAUAUAUACCUCAUAUCACAAUUUAUUCAAAUGUAAAAAAGAUGUUCUGGUGUGAAUAUAGGAUCAAACAAGUACUCCUAAUGUUUACUGGGGAUUCAUCAUUGUUUGCUGGAUUCCAGUUUCUCAUAGAUUUCAUAAAAAAUACUAUUAGGAAAUUACAAUAUUCAAAUCUUCAAAGACGAACAUUUUAUACAAGCUUGUAUGCACAUUUUGGCAAAACUUCAAAAUGUAAUAUACACACACAACUUUUCCUCAAUACACAAAAAUAAAUACCCUCAUUUACUACAGUAAUUGAGUUCCAUUGGCGGAUCCAGGGGAUUGUUUUUUUUUGGACGAACAAUGCAUUUGAAUGGGAGCAUAAAGUUGGAACCCCCCUUUACUCUGGGUUGGGCCCCCUUUUAAAAUGGCUGGAUCUGCCCCUGAGUUCACACAUUGUAACCAGCAUUUGAAAUGUGCUGUUUGUUUUCUUUAAUUAGGUAUGCUUUUAAACUGGGUUCUGACCAUUUCUGAGAAAAGGAGUAAGAUCAGAGAGGCCUGAAAUUUACCAUAAGAUUUUACUUUUAUUAAAUCAGGUCAAAAUACUACAAAUUUGAAUUAGAAAUAGUUGUGAUAUUACUUUUUGUACUAAAGGAACUUCUUUUUGACAUGAUAAACAUGAAGAUACUGUAUUUUUACAAAUUUGAAAAUAAUACUAUUUGAGCACCUAGAUUUAUUUGAUUAGCAAGCAUAUGCAAACUCAUAUUAUAUAAAUAUAAAGGAAAUAUUAGGGCAGCUUAGUUCAUUUUUGUUAUGUUGUCAUUGUUAAAACUAAAAAAUCUUUUAGAAAUACACAUGUUUAUUUAAUAGUAAUUCAAAAAUUUGUUGAGAUAUUUUUUCAUUCUUUGAACAUGUUGAAAUUAAUUAGUAUUUACAGUAAUGCAUGAUUGAUUACUUCAAAUAAAUUAUCUAGGGAUGGUUGCAUUUUCCUUAUAGCAACAAAAUCAUCCUUCUAAAAAGAUCACUUCAAGAUGAUUUAAUAUGCCUUAUAUUGCACAAUACUGUUAAAACUAGCAUUAAAAAUUUUGAUGAAAAAAAAGAAAAUAGUGUUUAAAAAAAUAUCAUUGAUUGGAAACUAUCAAAUAUCUGUACAUUUAACAUGUUCAUGUUUAAAGAAUAUAUCAUUUGAAGAACUAUCAUGGAUCAGUAAUUAUUAAAUAUCUAAAAAGGGGUUUCCAAUAUAAAUGGGGGAAAAAUACGCUUUGGGGAAAACAUCAAUAAAAUUUAAAAGUAAAUUUGUAUAAGGAUUAUAUUUAAAUUAACAUGUGUAAUCAAGUACGAUGUAUAAUAUGUCAGUAUUUGUAAAAUGUUGGUUUUGUUGAAUAUUUGAACGUCCAUAUUGGUAUUAUAUUGUGAUGUAUUGUGUUUUACAGGACUUUAAAAAAAUGCAUUAUAAACUUGAAACUACACAAUAAUUUCAUACAGAGUUAUUGUAAAUUCAGAAAUUAUUGCAUGCUUUUACUAUUGCAAUUUUAAAAGAAUGGACAAAAAUGCAAAAUUAAUAUUGUAAAAGUCUGGUAGUUAUUUCAUACUCCGAGUCCAUCCAUUUACAAUGUGAUUACUUCAUAUGAAUGGAAUGAAUUAAAAAGGAUGUGUACAGUUGCCAGAUAAAUUUGAGAAUGGAAAUGGGGAAUAUGUCAUUGACCGCAACCCAACCAAAAAGCAGAUAGUACAUUUUCAACAAACUUUAGAGCAACUCCUUGUUGGAAUUAGAUCUUUUAAAUGGUUUUAACUAUUUUUUCUUUAAUCCAGUAUGUUAUUGAUUAAAAAAAAUAACCAUGCAUCUUAUCUCCUUAAACAAUCUGAUUUGUUGAAUCUUAUUGCUAGCCUUUACACUGCCAACUUAAGUCCCCAAGCAUUAUCCUUGGAGGUAUGUUCCGGUGAAAAUCCUUAAUAUGCAACACAAAAUUUGUAAUAAGUGAAUAUUUUGAGUUCGUGAUUGACUAAAAUUGAUGUCAUGUGAUAAAAAUCCUUUGUUUUAUGUUGUCAAAAUGAGUACUUAAAUUUGUUUUGUAAUUUUUGAAAGAGGCUCCUGUUACAAAAUGUUUGUUUUUUUAAUACAACUUUAUAAAUAUGUUUAUAUGUUUGAAGUAAUAAAGAAAAUUCUGUUCAUAUUUCUAGAGAAAUGGAGAUUAAGAUUUUAGCUGAGGGCUGUUCUAAAAUUUAUUGGGUGGAGUGGGGGAUGCAAGUCUCUGAAAUUUAAUAAAUAUUGGUUGCAUUUUCCAUAAAAUUACAAAAGUUUUGUUAAAAAGGGAUUGUCUUUCUUUUCACGUUUGAAAAACUUCUAUAGCAUAUCCAAUACUUCAAGUUCUUGUGAAGAAAAAUUAGUGUAUUUUAAAAACAGUCAUACCAUAUUUGAAAAUGCGUACAUUAAAAAAUUAGGAUCUUAGUACUAAAUUGAUUUAAUAACUAUAUGUCACAUUUGAUACUUGUAAAAAGCAUAUAUAAUUAGUUUAUUUUAUGAUAACAAAGUGAUUUUCAGAUGUAGAUAUUAUAUUAUAUUAAUUUAAUUUUAUCAUGAUUUCAAUAUAGGAUAGAUGCUGAAAUGACAUGAGCUGUGUCGGAUAGAAAUCGACCUUAUGCAAGUGCAUAUAUGCAUGUACAUGUAUAAACCUUUAUAUACUCCAGCUGUCCUAUUUGAGCAGUCAAAUUGCCUUGACCAUAUAUUCAUAUGUGAUAUACAGUCACUGACCGUAUACCACCUUGUUUAUGACAUUGACAAUGUGUUUCUGUAAAGUUUAUUUAUGACGUCUAUAAAACAUACAGGUUCGUGGAAAUUUACGUCUUCCGCGCAAAAUUAAGAAAUGAUGGUUUUUACCCUAAAAACUUCAUUUAGAACAAUUUUAAAAGUUGCAGUAUAUAAAGAAUAACUAUACCUUGUCUUGAAAUAUCAAUGUUAAUUGUACUCAGCUCAAAACAGGUAGAAAUGCUUGGCACAGCCUCACUUUCUGCCUGUUUCUAAGCCUUGUACUAAUAACAUUGAUAUUUCGAGACAAGGUAUGAUUAUUCUAUAUAAACAGUUUUGGAACAUUCAUAUAUGAAAUGAAAGAUUAAUUUUGGUUUGUUUUGUAGUGGUCUUUAUUUAACAAUUCAAUUUUUAAACAGUUACAGACUUUUGAUCACUUUCCGAAGAGAUUUAAUCCACCUGAAAUAGGUAACCAGAGGCAUUGAUAGUUAUUUUCAUAAGGUUGAUUUCCUAUCCAACACAGCUCUUAUAAUAAGCCGCUAAAUUUUAUUUCCUUGACUGAAUUUUCAUAUCAUUUUAGAACUUGCACCUAAAAAAGUUGAAUUUAUAUAUUGGAAACAUGACCUUAUUUUUUGCAUUGCAAACAUUUAUAGAAAAGACCCAUUAAAUGAAGGUUACUGGUAGGUGUUGUAUUUUGAAUAUGAAAAUUUGUGCAUGCAUUUAACAAACAAUGGACACACAUGCCAUACUAAUUAAUGAUAUUUAAAAAAAAUAAUUUUAUAUUGACUUUUGCUAGCAAAUAUUUAAACUUACGAAGAAGAAUGCAUUGUAAUUUUUGAAACAAUAAAAAUUUUGCAAAAUUUACUGAAUUAAAAUUCAAAUUUUAUCACUAUAACACCUCUACAUUUAAAAACAAUUGUCAGAUGAAGAACAGAAAAAAAGCACAGAGUCAGCCAUUUUUCCUAACUGUGAAAACAUUUAAGGGUAUAUUUAGAUAGAUAUUGAUUUCUGUAGUUUCCAAUCAAGGUUGAGUUAUCUCCCUUUUAUCUCAACAAGCAUUCGUUAUGUGACUAGGUGUUUAUAGUGUGUGUGGGUGUGUGUAUCAAUGGUGCAAGUACUUUGUUUCAAUAGGACAGAAUAAAUAUAAGUGUAAUUUUUUUAAAAUGGGGAUUGGAAUUUUUUAUAUAAAAAUCAAGAUUGAAAUAAUGAAAAUUGUGAAACAUUUCAUGUUUUUACAUUUUAAGUAUUUGUUUUUCUAAUAAAAUUAAUGGACACAUUAGAUCGUAGUAAUUUACAUCCAUAAGGCCAGUCAAUGAUAUCUUAUUUUUACUUUCUAAAAGUAAAGACCAAGAUAUGUUUGUGAAUCAAAUAAACACUAAAAUACAUUAUAAUUGUACAUGUAUUUCAAUUUUACUUGCAAUAAAAUUUAAUAAGCUUUA